Molecule: messenger RNA, 1501 nt
Organism: Papilio xuthus (Asian swallowtail)
Lineage: Eukaryota; Metazoa; Arthropoda; Insecta; Lepidoptera; Papilionidae
Product: Carbonic anhydrase 8
Exons: 8
Coding region: 196-1161 (321 amino acids)
Molecular function (GO): zinc ion binding; carbonate dehydratase activity
Source: RefSeq, a predicted model, not a curated record
CGCGUGCCGCCCGCGAUAACAUGUCGCAUAUUUCGCGAAAAAAAAGUAAAUAAAUAAACAUAACUUAUAUAUAAGUAAAAUAUCGUCUUCCAAUUCAGUUGUUAUCGGGCAUCUGAAGUGAGUGUAGCAAUAACCUGCUAAAAAAUAGGCGGGAAAAAUUAAAAAACAAAUAGUUUUUUUUUUUUAAUUUUAACGAUGGAAUUCUUUAAAGUGAUUUAUGUUUUCGGUGUUAUUGUCGGUUUUGUGAUGUGUGAUUCAGGAUCUGAUUGGUCGUACAGUUAUGAAACGCAAUGGCCCAACCAGUGCCGCAACGGUGGACAGCAGUCUCCCAUCAACAUCAUGACCAGGAACACCGUGGUGGACACAUACGGUGCUCAUAUCCGGGGACCACUAGUCUUCCGCGGCUAUGGAGAUGUUAACCUUCGCGCAACCAACACAGGCCGCACGUUGAAAUGGAUGGUGGAGGAGGACGGUCCCGCACCUGUGUUGUCUGGCGGCCCUCUCCGAGGCAAUUACACGUUCGUGCAAUUUCAUCUACACUGGUUCUCCGAGCACGCGAUAGAUGGCAUGAAGUACCCAAUGGAAAUCCACUUACUGCACGUCAAGACUGGACUGACAGUGGCGGAGGCUUUGAAGAGGUCUGAUGGUUUAGCUGUCAUCGCUGUACUCUGUAGGGUGUUCGCGGAUGACGAGGACAAUGACUAUAGUCUGCAUCAGUUAGCCGACAUGUUGCCCUCUCUGCAGAACAGGACAACCGCAGGAAGUGAACUGCCCAUCACAUUGGACUUGUAUCGUCUGAUGAGCGCACAACGCCAAGCUUACUACACGUACCACGGCUCGCUGACGACGCCUGACUGCCAGGAAGUGGUCACCUGGAUAGUACAGGAGGAACCCAUCAUCAUAUCUGACUCACAGUACAAACUAUUCCGUCAAGUGAACGUAGGCGGCGUCGACAACUACAGAAGCUUACAACCUACCAACCGAGUUGUGUACCGCAGUGCUGGCUCGUCGUUGUACAAUCCAUCACCGAUCGGCAUGCUGGGUGCGCUACUUAGCAUCACCUCCUUACUCAAGUCAACUGUCGGUUCGGGACUUUGUUUCAUCACCAAUUUAAAAAGAAAAUUCUUCACCGAUUCAUCAAACGCAUGCAAAGGUGAAUAGUCAAGGAAUUAUUCCCUUCUCAUUUAGGGUCAUUGUCUUAAGCCAAAACUGUGUCAUUGUCUGAUCAUUAUAAGUCCCCACCGAGGGGCUCAGAAACUACACAAUUUAGGGGUGACUAGGCCAUAGUCAACCACACUGUGUAUGUAACCCUAACGAAAAAAAUUUCCAACGUAUAACCUUAAAAUUGACACAGUAAAAGUUAAUAUGUAGAAGUAAUUGCAUGGAUAUUUUUAUUAAACUAUCUAAUGGUUUUUCGCUGGGUGACCACUAGUUAAUAUGAUCGAUCAAUCGCCAAUCAAGUGUCAAUAGGCUAAGAAGCGAGCUUAUCAUUAUCUCAAAG